This is a messenger RNA of Penicillium egyptiacum, 1260 nucleotides long. NCBI's taxonomy places the organism in Eukaryota, Fungi, Ascomycota, Eurotiomycetes, Eurotiales, Aspergillaceae. The record is from the annotation of a GenBank genome assembly.
AUGGAAGAAGACUUGGAACUGAGUUCGAACGAAUACUACAUAGCUGUGGUUGUCUGGGUGAUUGGCUAUACCGCCGCGGCAGUUCCAUCUAAUAUGAUUCUAUCUAGAACGCGGCCCUCAUACUUUAUCCCUAUCAUCACCUUUGCCUGGGGUACGGUGGCAGCCUUACUAGGAAUUGUAUCUAACAGCAUCCAACUGAUUGUUUUACGAUUUCUUCUUGGAAUUUUCGAGGCCGGGUUUAGUGUGCGUACUCGGCAUGAACGCCUACAGUCUUGUCAUUUAGUGGCCUCAGCUGAUUUGAAAAUGAUAAAGCCAGCAGUGAUUUUCCUGAUAUCGACGUGGUAUCGAAAGUGUGAGCAAUCGAAGCGAUUUAUAAUUUUCCUUUCUGCCGGUAUUUUAUCUGGCGCCUUUGGGAGCGUCGUUUCGGGGGCUAUAACUUCAUCGUUGGACGGUGUUCAUGGGAUUCACGGAUGGAGAUGGCUAUUCAUCGUUGAAGGCGUCACCACAGUCGGAAUAAGCGUCCUUUCGCAUUGGACCUUACUUGACUACCCAUAUAAUAGUCGAGGACUGGACCAGGCAGAGCGUGAUAUUGCACAGAAACGAAUGGUUCAUGACGGGGUAGCAGAGACGCACGCCAAUUCCGAGAUGCCAACCACAAGAACUUCUAUAUUCAUUUGCUUGCUAAAAGCACUGUCCAACUGGAGAACCUGGCUUCUUGUUCCUGGGUAUAUGUCUAUUCUUGGUGCAUUAGCUUUGUCAUACUUUUAUCCGACAUUGGUUGAAGGUAUGGGGUAUUCUUCAACAAACGCCCAAUACAUGACGGCUCCGCUAUAUCUUGUUUCACCUAUUGUCGCAUUGCCGGUCUGCUAUUUUGCUGAUCGCAAGCCUUAUUUGAGAGGUAUUAUUCUGGUGGUGAAUCUGACAGUGGGCAUGAUAUUUUUCGCAUUGACAGCAGCUAUUCAACACUACACAGCAAGGUAUGUCUUUCUUUGUGUCACCAAUACUACAGCAUGGACUGGAAAUGCUCUCGCUCUGUCCUUUGCGACUACUGGCCUGGCGUCAGUCAAUCAGGACGUGAGAGCAAUAAUGUUAGCCACGAUGAAUGGAGUUGGAGCAUUGGCUCAGCUGUACGGUAGUGCCUUGUUUCCAGCAAAAGAUGGGCCUCAAUAUGUUGCUGCAUUUUCUGUCUUUGCUGGUACUUUUGCCGCUGGAGCAAUAUUGUACGGAGUGGCAGAUACUUUAUUUAAGCGAUAUCCAUAG